Klebsormidium nitens is the source of this 432-nucleotide messenger RNA. Lineage: Eukaryota; Viridiplantae; Streptophyta; Klebsormidiophyceae; Klebsormidiales; Klebsormidiaceae. The record is from the annotation of a GenBank genome assembly.
AUGGUCGACUUCUACUCCCUGUACCUCCAGCAUGCGAGCCCGCAGGACCUAUCCGGCGUGAUCGUAGCCCACCCGCUCCUCUUCGACAAACUUUACCGCCUGUUUCGCCGCGCGUCCCUGACGUCAAAGGAGGUGCUGCGGCGGGAUCUCGAGAAGGCCCUCAAGAACCUCGGAGUCCCCAGCUUCGAGCUUCUCUUCCAGUGCCGCGCACUCUUCCUCCCGGCCCAACCGGGGGGCCUCAUGACGGGCACAAAACUAACAGGGGGUCUCAUUCCGGGCGUAAAAUACAUCGGCGGUCUCAUUCCAAACGGCACCAUCGUGGAGAGGGGGUUCCCGACGGGAGCCUCACCGCAGGGGGGCGGUCCUGAGGCGGCCGCAUCAGCCCCCCCGAGGGAGCGCGCAUCGGUGGCGGCCCUGGGGGGGCGCAUCUGA